GUUAAUGCUCUGUUUGCACAAAGAAAUGGGAGGAGAGCGAAACUCUGACCUCAGUGUAGAAAGUGAAAGUAAAACAAGAAGAGCUGCUUGUUUCUCUUUCUUUCACACGACUGAAAGCUUUAGCCACGUUUUCAUGAACAAGCUAUGGCGUCUGCCAGAGGUCUGCUGCAUGAGGAGAACUUUCACUGUUCCAUCUGUUUAAGUGUCUUCACCAAACCUGUGUCACUUCCCUGUGGUCACAACUACUGCCUCGACUGUAUCACAGCCUACUGGGACACUAAGACUGACUUCCAAUGUCCACUGUGUAAAGAGACGUUUUACAACAGACCAGCGCUUCGGGUGAACAUCGUCAUUGCUGAGAUAGUUGAAAAGUUAAGGAAUCCAGCUAAAGAAAACCCAUGUAGUACAUCGGAAGGAGGAGGAAAUGGAAAGGUGCUGUGUAGCAUCUGCACGGGGCAGAGGAGCGAAGCCCUGAAGUCGUGUUUAGUCUGCCUCGAGUCUUACUGUCAAACACAUCUGGAGCGGCAUCUCAAAACUUCAGCGCUGAAGAAACACAAGCUGAUCAGCCCAGUCGAGAACCCAGAGAGCAGGAUAUGCCAAAUGCACGAUGAGCCCUUGGAGCUGUUUUGCACGGUGGAUCAAAUGUUCAUAUGCAACUCCUGCAAAAGCGGCGACCAUAAAAUGCACAAGGUAGUGAGUGUGGAGGAGGAGGCGGGAAUGAGGAAGCUGCAGCUGGGGACAGAGAGGGAAGCCGCAGAUCAGAUGAUCCUGGAGCGCCAGCAGAGAAUUCACCAGAUUCAGAACUCGGUGGAGGCCAGCAGGACAAAUGCAGCGCAGGCGCUACGAUACAGCAUGCGGGUGAUGACCGCUGUGGUGGACUACGUCAAGAAAUGCCAAGCGGAGCUGGGCGAGGUGAUAGCGUCCAAGCAGAAAAAAAACGAGCGAGUGGCAGAAGGCUUCAUCGAGAAACUGGAGGAGGAAGUCAAGCAAUUACAAGAGAAAAGCUCGCAGCUCAGUCAGGUCUCGCUCACCGGCGACCCCUUCGCAUUCCUAGAGAGCUUUCUGUCUCUUAACAUCACGGUGCCCCAGGUCAACAACUGGUCCGCUGUGACCUUUGAGAGUGACCCGUUUACAGUUCAGGAAGCCCUGGCCCAGCUGCAGACAACGGUCACAGAGGAAAUAAGCGCGCUGUGUGAUCCAGACUUGAAAGAAAAGCAGAGGUAUGCUGUAGAUGUGACUUUAGACCCAGAUACUGCAAACCCGUCCCUGAUCGUUUCUGAGGACAGGAAGGAGGUCUCACAAGGAGACAAAAGGAGGUCUCUGCCUCCGAGGCCAGAAAGGUUCGAUCAAGUCCUGAAUGUUCUGGCAAAGGAAGGUUUCUCCAAAGGGAAGUUCUACUAUGAGGUCCAGGUUAAGGACAAAACGCAGUGGGAUUUAGGCGUUGCCAACCAGUCCAUCAGCAGGAAGGGGGACAUACGUCUGAGCCCCAAGACUGGAUACUGGACUAUCUGGCUGAGGAAGGGGCAUGAGUUCACAGCCAACGCAAUCCCUGCCAUCGUCCUUCAAGUGAAGGAGGCGCCUCAAAAGGUCGGAGUGUUCGUCGAUUACGACGGGGGAGAAGUUUCCUUCUACGACGCGGACACCAGGGGCAAGAUCUACAGCUACACCGGCUGUAAAUUUACAGAAGAGAUCUUCCCGUUCUUCAGCCCCUGCAGCAACGACGGCGGCAGGAAUGCGGCGCCCCUCGUCAUCACGCCUGUCAAAUCCACCAGCUGAGUUUUUAUUCCUGUUUCUGUUUGUUUCCUUCCAGCACGAAUGCGGAAGCCCGGCAACACAGUAGAUGAGCCAACGCUCACCUCAUCAGAUAAUAAUUACCUCAGUUAUUAUGAUUUUUAUAUAAAGCUAAGGCAACUUUACAAUCUGAAAAUUAGAGUUGAUGGACUCUUUUCCAUUGUCAACUUUACCACAUAAAUCUGCCUGAUUAAUAUUUACCUGCACUGUUCAGACGACCUGUUGUGACAUAUAUGCAAGGGGCUUAAGGUCAUUGUUCCUCACACUAAUUACAACUAGUCACUGACAAAGGUUAAUAUGUUUUUCUGUUUUUCUUCACACUUGCUUCGCUCCUCAGAAGGUCUCAGAAUGAUAUGUUGAGGUGUAAAUAUAGUGGCUGGGGCACGUUUGAAGUGUGCUCCAGCUUAUUCCUGUCAUGGAAACAGGCUCAUUAUAGCGACAGCCCGACGCUGUGUUCAACAAAGAGAGUUUUACCAGCCCACGGUUUUAAAAGUGAAAGCGUGCAGUGUGAACGGCGCUGCUGCCAGAGCCAUACAGGUAAUCAGGUGCCGCUUUGUCGUAUGUGACUCGUAUCGAUGCGGUCGGUGAGUCACGGCGUGCCUCUUCAGCAGCUUUUUAACUUGUUCUGUUGACUUCAUCCACUUUACGCAGCGGGUCCUAAGGCAGCCGCUCUGCAUAGCACUGGUGAGCAUCGUGAACAAUGAAACAUUUACAUGGACUCUGCAUUAUACUCCAGAUAGGUUAUUAUUAUGAAGACAAAGCUUCAUUAAAAUGCACAUCAUGCCUGCAAAAAUACUUUGCAGUAUUUCAACACUGGUAGUGUAGACUAGAAACAGGCUCAUCUACAGUACAGCUUCUUCAUCUCUAACAGGGGGACUGCCUAAAACCUUGUGACAGAUACUGGCGGUGCUGAGAGCAUCACCUGCCAUAUGAUGUAGCAUCAUCAGUCACGUUUUUCCCCAUUCCCCCGGUCAUCACUGUGUUAUUUAUAAUGCCUUAUCGAGGACAUAAAUAAAUGAUACGGCUUAAUCUCCCAACAUCUAGGUGGACUGAUUCUCGUUCACGGUGAUUUAAGACUUGGGUUCCCUCCUGACAUUUCCUCUUCACAGUACACUGUCUUGGGUAAUUGCACUGCCUUGAUUAUAUACUUGAUAUUAUGCGAAUGAUACAAGUAAAUCACAAAGACGACACAGUUUCUGCUUCUAAUAAAGUAAAUGAAUGAAUAAACCUAAUGAGAUAACUCGAUCCAGUGCAGCACCUUAACGAGUCUGGAGCCACGUGACUGUUGAGCCUGUUGUUCUGAAAUGCAGGAUCCGAAUGAUGCUGGAGACAGCCUUGACUCGGAGUCAGACCCUCUAAGCCACUCGGCCCACACCUCCAGCUGUUGCAGGCCGCUGUCAUUUAGCUUCAGUCCUUCAGAGAGUGACUUCAAGUUAGACAAUGCACACAGGGAAACACUAAUCAUCUGUAAUCAUUGAUCUGCCAUUAGCGGGUCAUGCUCAUUAGCCUCUGCAGAAUUCUCUGGCUACUGGAUUAUUAUUAGCUUUCCAGUACGCAGACAAACUGUACUGUUGAACAACAGGAGGUAAAUGUGGCAGUCACAGGCUCAAACAUGACGCUAAAGCUAAUUACACAAAUAGAAAGAGUUCAGGUAAGAUUUGGUUUAAACGUGGUGAUGCUGCAUUAGUAGACUGAUAACUGUCAGAAGGAUACUUGUGUGUUAUUGUGCUUAUACUGUACCAGCAUCUGCAAGACAGAGACAGAGCUUUCAAAACUGGAUUUUAGUAUUCAAUAAAAAAAAAUUUAAAAAACACA
This is a messenger RNA of Betta splendens (Siamese fighting fish), 3606 nucleotides long. RefSeq names its product zinc-binding protein A33-like. Gene Ontology annotation, molecular function: zinc ion binding; protein binding. Bases 145 to 1776 code for a protein of 543 amino acids. NCBI's taxonomy places the organism in Eukaryota, Metazoa, Chordata, Actinopteri, Anabantiformes, Osphronemidae. The record is from RefSeq and is a predicted model, not a curated record. The transcript has 2 exons.